Schizophyllum commune H4-8 is the source of this 279-nucleotide messenger RNA. RefSeq lists its product as uncharacterized. Bases 1 to 279 code for a protein of 92 amino acids. The transcript has a single exon. The record is from RefSeq and is a predicted model, not a curated record. Lineage: Eukaryota; Fungi; Basidiomycota; Agaricomycetes; Agaricales; Schizophyllaceae.
AUGGCACCUGGCCUCAGAACAGCGAAGACAACCAAACGGUCGCUGGCCGUGGUGAGUAAUUCAACCUGCGAACGAUACCUGCCUUUACCGCAGCUAAUGCUCUAUUUCAGCAUUAUAUGUUGCCUAGACGAGAUCCCGCCGGUGGACCACGACACCGUAGACGAGCUGCUAGCAUCGGGGCCAAAAGACGGAGACGGCACCAAGAAGGUUACCCUCGACGCGCAGCGACAGCGCUACACAUCAACUAGGAAGUUCACCCAGGUAAGGGCUGGCAGAUGA